Messenger RNA from Boeremia exigua, 5363 nucleotides. RefSeq names its product ABC-2 type transporter-domain-containing protein. The coding region runs from base 270 to 5066 and encodes 1598 amino acids. Gene Ontology annotation, cellular component: membrane. Gene Ontology annotation, molecular function: ATP binding; ATP hydrolysis activity; ABC-type transporter activity. The transcript has 3 exons. Gene Ontology annotation, biological process: transmembrane transport. Lineage: Eukaryota; Fungi; Ascomycota; Dothideomycetes; Pleosporales; Didymellaceae. The record is from RefSeq and is a predicted model, not a curated record.
CACCAAACACGUCCAAGAUGGCAGUAUCAGCGUAUUUGGAAGCGCGUAAGUACUCGUUGAGUGCGACCUGUACUUUAACACACAUUCGUGAUACCCACUGCCCGCUGCAAUUUUCAAAGCGUGUGCAUUUUUGCUCGAUAAUUUAGAGGCAAUACCUCAUACUGAUUGGCUACUGGCUUAUUGUCGGUUCCUGAACUGGUACCACCACUGCACUGCCAGUCUGUUCUGUCAUUCCGAUUGACCUGCUGCAGGGACGUUGAGGAGCAUAAAUGGCUUCAAAUGAACGUCCCACGCCUUCAGCUUCCCAGCUUCCCGGUGGCUGGAUAGAAACACCAGGAGAAUCAAUUACACGACCAUUACAUGUUGAGGAUCAGCUUCAGGCGCACGAUAUUCACAACACAAACCAAAGUGGUACGACCGGCUCAACUUUUAUCAACAAUGCACUCCACACUUCGAGCGAGAGCUAUUACGGCGGAUCAGGAGCUGGUCUGUUCACCGAGUCAACACACAGCACCGCGGUCCCAUCCCCAGAUGCUGUCGAUAACCGCGCGUUAGACACAAAGGAUGUGUUCACACCAGAUAGCAGCGGGGAGCGCAAAGAGGAAGUCGUACCAGAGUUGAUCCAUAGCGACUCUUCGUCGGGCUCAGAGCCCGAGGAGCCCCGUGACGAUGCAGUAUCCAAGCCAGCUUCAAGGCCAGCUCUGCAGUCGAGAACUUCAAAACCGAUGACCGAGGACGACCUCUUUCGUGCCAUGUCAAGACGCAGGAACAGCCAUAGCAACACUCUUGAACGUCGAGAUACACAAGCCACCUCCGCUAGCGCCGAUGAGGAACAAGACGAGAUCAACAAGCUGAUGUCGAGGAUGUUUGGCCAUACACGACAGGAGGCUUCGGAGGAAGAGAAGACACGACAUGUCGGUGUAGUCUUCAAGAACCUUACGGUCAAGGGGCAAGGACUAGGAGCCGCUCUGCAACCAUCCGCUGGCGAUAUUUUCAUGAACCCGAUUCGCUUCGUCAAGAAUCUCGCAACCCGUGGACCCAAAGCAGCAGCUGGCAAGCCACCUGUUCGAACUCUGAUUGACGACUUCAGCGGUUGCAUCAAGCCGGGUGAAAUGCUCUUGGUACUUGGGCGGCCUGGCAGUGGAUGCAGCACAUUCCUCAAGAUGCUUGGUAACCAGCGUUUCGGCUACGAGGAGAUCACCGGAGAUGUCAGGUACGGCGGCACUGACGCUGCUGAGAUGGCCAAGAAGUAUCGAAGCGAGGUGCUUUACAACCCUGAAGAUGACCUCCACUACGCGACGUUGAAGGUUAAGGACACACUCAAGUUUGCCCUCAAGACCCGAACGCCCGGCAAGGACUCUCGUAAAGAUGGCGAGACGCGCAAGGAUUAUGUGAACGAAUUCCUUCGUGUCGUCACCAAAUUGUUCUGGAUCGAGCACACAAUGGAUACAAAAGUUGGAAACGAAAUGAUCCGUGGUGUGUCUGGUGGUGAGAAGAAGCGUGUUUCCAUUGCAGAAGCCAUGAUCACCAAAGCGUCUGUACAAGCAUGGGAUAAUUCCACUCGUGGCUUAGACGCGUCGACAGCUCUCGAAUACGUGCAGAGUCUGCGAUCGCUGACGAACAUGGCAAACAUCUCGACAAGCGUUGCCCUUUACCAGGCUGGAGAGUCGCUUUAUGAUCUUUUCGACAAAGUCCUCUUGAUCCACGAAGGUCGCUGCUGCUACUUCGGGCCUGCUGAUCGCGCCGCGGACUACUUCAAGAAUCUUGGGUUUCACCAGCCAGACCGCUGGACUACCGCCGACUUCUUGACCUCCGUCACUGACGACCACGAGCGCCACAUUCAAGACGGCUACGAAGACCGCAUUCCCCGCACCGGCGCGCAGUUCGGAAAGGCCUUUGCUGACAGUCAACAACACCACGACAACCUCAAAGAGAUCGAAGAGUUCGAGAAAGAAACUGCACGCAUGGCUGAGGACCGCCGUGCGGCUGCAUCAAAGGCGACCAAGAAGAAGAACUUCACCCUGCCCUUCCACAAGCAAGUCAUGGCUUGCACCAGGCGCCAGGCUAUGGUCAUGAUUGGCGAUCCACAAUCGUUGUACGGCAAGUGGGGAGGUAUCUUUUUCCAGGCCCUCAUUGUCGGAUCUUUGUUCUACAACUUGCCAAACACCGCUGCUGGUGUCUUCCCCCGUGGCGGUGUUAUCUUCUUCAUGCUACUCUUUAAUGCUCUUCUUGCAUUGGCUGAGCUGACAUCUGCAUUUGAAAGUCGUCCGAUCUUGUUGAAGCACAAGAGUUUCUCAUUCUAUCGACCCGCAGCUUACGCCUUUGCGCAAACUGUUGUUGAUAUUCCUUUGGUCUUGGUCCAAGUUGUGAUUUUCGACAUAGUUGUGUACUUCAUGGCCAACCUGCAACGCACAGCUUCGCAGUUUUUCAUCUCACUACUCUUCCUGUGGAUCAUGACAAUGACGAUGUACGCGUUCUUCCGCGCGAUCGGCUCGCUCGUAGGAUCGCUUGAUAUCGCGACGAGGAUCACUGGUGUCGCAAUUCAGGCUCUCGUCGUCUACACAGGCUAUUUGAUCCCACCAAGCAAGAUGCAUCCCUGGUUCAGUUGGCUACGAUGGAUCAACCCCAUCCAGUACGGAUUCGAAGGCCUCUUGGUCAACGAGUUCUACAACCUCGAAAUCCAGUGUACAGCUCCGUACAUUGCCCCCGCCAUCCCCGGUGCCGAGGAGCAAUACCAAUCUUGCGCGAUUCAAGGAAGCCGACCCGGUUCGCUCACUGUGUCGGGUGCCGACUACGUGGACGCUGCGUUUGGCUACUCUCGAAGCCACUUGUGGCGCAACUUUGGUAUCAUUGCCGGCAUGUUCAUCUUCUUCGUCUGCCUCACAGCCAUCGGCAUGGAGAUCCAGAAGCCCAACAAAGGCGGUGGUGCGGUUACCAUUUUCAAGCGUGGACAGGUGCCCAAGUCUGUGGAGAAGGACAUGGAGACCCAGAAGCCUGAAGACGAAGAGUCUGGCAAGUCCGAGUCUUCUGCCGUAAACGAGAAGAGCGAUGGAGAAGGCUCUGAUGACAAGCUUGGCGGCGUUGCGAAGAAUGAGACGAUCUUCACCUUCCAGAACAUCACCUACACUAUCCCAUACGAAAAGGGCGAACGUACAUUGCUCAAAGAUGUGCAGGGAUACGUCAAGCCAGGUAAGCUGACUGCGCUCAUGGGUGCUUCAGGUGCUGGUAAGACGACAUUGUUAAACACUUUGGCCCAACGCAUCCGCUUUGGAGUCGUGCACGGAGACUUCUUGGUCGACGGCAAACCACUCCCUUCUUCAUUCCAACGAUCUACUGGCUUCGCUGAGCAGAUGGACAUCCACGAGUCAACUAGCACGGUGCGCGAGGCCUUGCGCUUCUCUGCGCGCCUGCGUCAACCAAAGGAGACACCUCUUCAGGAGAAGUACGACUAUGUAGAGACCAUCAUCGACCUUCUUGAGAUGCGAGAAAUCGCAGGUGCCGCAAUUGGCGUGACUGGCUCUGGGCUGAACCAAGAGCAGCGCAAGAGGCUAACGAUUGGUGUUGAACUGGCUAGCAAACCUGAGCUGCUCAUGUUCUUGGAUGAGCCUACAUCUGGACUCGACUCUGGUGCUGCCUUCAACAUUGUCCGUUUCCUUCGCAAGCUCGCCGAUGCUGGCCAAGCUAUCCUAUGCACCAUCCAUCAACCCAGCGCCGUCCUAUUCGAGAACUUCGAUCAGCUUCUCCUGCUGAAGUCGGGUGGUUCCACUGUGUACUUCGGCGACCUUGGUGAUGACUCGCAGACCCUUAUCAAGUAUCUUGAAGGCAAUGGAGCGAAGAAGUGCAAACCCAAGGAGAACCCCGCCGAGUACAUGCUGGAAGCCAUAGGCGCAGGCAACCCCGAUUACAAGGGUCAGGACUGGGGCGAAGUGUGGGCAAAGUCUGAAGAGAACUCCAAGCUCGGCAAGGAAAUCCAGGACAUUGCAUCCAAGCGCAAAUCUGCCUCCCAGAACGACGAGGCAAAGGACGACCGAGAGUACGCCAUGCCCUACAUGACACAGUGGAUGACCGUCGUCCACCGUAACUUCGUAGCCAUUUGGCGAGACCCUGACUAUGUCACCGGUGUCAUCAUGCUGCAUAUCAUCACUGGUCUCUUCAACGGCUUUACAUUCUGGAAUCUCGGCCAGUCACAAAUCGACAUGCAGUCCCGGCUCUUCUCGGUCUUCAUGACUCUGACGAUCUCACCGCCGCUGAUUCAGCAACUCCAGCCUCGCUUCAUCAACAUCCGCUCGAUUUACAAAUCGCGAGAGGGAAAUGCUAAGAUCUACGCGUGGACUACCUGGGUCUGGGGCGCUAUUCUCAGCGAGCUUCCGUACCGUAUAAUCGCUGGCACGAUCUAUUGGUGCUGCUGGUAUUUCCCGCCUAACUUUCCUCGCGAUACGUACACCGCUGCAAGUGUAUGGCUCUUUGUCAUGCUGUUCGAGGUGUUCUACCUGGGAUUCGGACAAGCGAUUGCGGCCUUUUCUCCCAAUGAGCUGCUUGCGUCGUUGCUCGUACCUCUCUUCUUUACUUUCAUCGUAUCUUUCUGCGGUGUAGUCGUGCCCUAUGUCGGCCUACCUACGUUUUGGCAAGCCUGGAUGUACUGGCUCACACCGUUCAAGUACCUGCUCGAAGGGUUUCUCGCUCUGCUGCUCCAGGGUCAAGAGAUCCGGUGCGACACUAACGAGCUGGCGAUCUUCCCUCCCCCGCCUGGCCAAGACUGUCAGACGUACGCUGGGCAGUUCGCGCAGCAGUCAGGCGGGUACGUGGAAGCGCAGUCCGACGGAACGUGUGGGUUCUGCCAAUUCGCUACCGGCGACGCGUUCGCGGCGAGUUUCAACGUCUUUCCACAGUACAUAUGGCGGGACUUCGGCAUUAUGUGGAUAUUUAUCUUCUUUAACUUUGCGGUUGUUUUUGUAUGCACAUACUUGUACCUGGGAGGGAUGCACAAGUUCAUUUCAUUGUUCAAACCUUCUGCGCGCAAGGAAAAGGCGGCGAAGAAGAAGAAGCAGAGUGGUGAUGCUGCGUAGAGCUCGGCGUAUAAUUGUAGCGUAAUCUCGUUCCUGAGUUCGGGUGAAACCGUAGAAUCCCGCGGCCGAGCCAUGAACCACCUAAUUGGGCUUGGGCUAUGUCUCAUCCGCUCCUUGUCUUCCCCGCGAAACACCUUUUCCGAACAUGUGCGUUUCGAGCAUUGUGAGUCUGGAGCUCGUGACAGAAGGAGGCGCAACAGGUAGCUUCCCGGUAUCUGCACGGAUAUGCAGCACGUGUACAAGAACCUUUGGCGACAACAUUAGAUAGCGGUGUGUGACAAUAGAAUGAAGUCUCGG